Messenger RNA from Toxorhynchites rutilus septentrionalis, 3108 nucleotides. RefSeq lists its product as uncharacterized. The coding region runs from base 1 to 3108 and encodes 1035 amino acids. Gene Ontology annotation, molecular function: nucleic acid binding. The transcript has a single exon. Gene Ontology annotation, biological process: DNA integration. NCBI's taxonomy places the organism in Eukaryota, Metazoa, Arthropoda, Insecta, Diptera, Culicidae. The record is from RefSeq and is a predicted model, not a curated record.
AUGGCUGACUAUGUAGCCAAGGGAUACGUUCGUAAACUAACGAAAGAGGACCUACAGCAACCACAUAAACGAGUUUGGUAUCUUCCCGUUUUUCCCGUGCGAAAUCCAAACAAACCAAGCAAACUGCGAUUGGUUUGGGAUGCUGCAGCUACUUCACACGGAAUCUCACUCAACGAUUUGCUGCUGAAAGGGCCAGACCAAUUAGCAUCACUUCUUUCUAUAUUGAUCCAUUUUCGUGAGUUCAAGGUGGCAGUCUGCGGUGACAUCCGCGAGAUGUACUUACAAGUACUUGUCAUGGAAGGUGACCAGCAAUGUUUAAGGUUCCUUUGGAAAGACCUGGAUGAGGAUGAAGAAGUCAGCGUGUAUAUCCUUCUUGUUAUGCCGUUCGGAGUUUGCUGUUCCCCAAGCAUAGCCCAAUAUGUAAAAAACACAAAUGCGAAACGUUUCGAGCAAGAUUAUCCUAAUGCAGUUCAUGCUAUCAUCAACAAGCAUUAUGUUGAUGAUAUGCUUGUAAGCGUGGAAACUGAGGAAGAAGCCAUUAUAUUGGCCAAAAAUGUCAAAAGAAUUCACAAAGCCGGUGGCUUUGAAAUGCGCAACUGGCUAUCGAAUUCGCCGAAGGUUGUAACAGCGCUCCACGAAACCGAUACUACAGAAAAAAAUCUCAGUAUUGGGAACGAAGUGACCACAGAAAAGGUCUUGGGCAUGUGGUGGGAUACAGCCAAGGACUGUUUCACAUAUAAGUUGUCAUCUCGUUUUGACACAAGUCUGUUGUCUGGCUCAAAACGUCCCACAAAGCGUGAGGUCCUUCGUCUACUCAUGAUGAUUUUCGAUCCGAUUGGGCUUAUUUCACAUUUUUUAAUGUAUCUCAAAGUCUUAUUACAAGAUAUAUGGAGGUCUUCAAUAGGAUGGGACGAUGAAAUCUUGGAACCAGAAUACUUAAAAUGGUCGGAGUGGCUUGAAGUUCUUCCUAAUGUGACAACUCUGCGAAUUCCUCGCUGCUAUCGCAUGUCAAUAUCAAUUGACGAAAAUAAUGAAGUCCAGCUGCACACAUUCGUUGAUGCCAGUGAAAAUGUAUUCGCCGCAGUAGUCUACCUCAGAUUCCAUGAAGGCAGCACAAUCGAAUGCGCCUUAGUAGGAGCAAAAACACGUGUCGCACCAUUGCGAUUCCUGUCGAUACCACGAUCUGAACUGCAAGCUGCUGUUAUAGGCACAAGACUAGCGCAUAACGUCAUGCAAGCACUAUCCAUGAAGACUAUGAAGAGAUUUUUUUGGUGUGAUUCUAAAGACGUCUUGUGGUGGCUAAAUUCAGAUCACCGUCGCUACAGUCAGUUCGUGGCUGUUCGAGUAAGCGAAAUUCUGGAGCUCACUAAUGUAGACGAAUGGCAAUAUGUCCCAUCCAAACUUAAUGUAGCGGACGAUGGAACCAAAUGGAAACGAAAACCUGAAUUGAAUGCAUCCAGCCGUUGGUUUCACGGUCCUGAGUUUUUGUGGAAUACUGAAGAGAAGUGGCCGUCGAGUUCACCACCUGCACGAACGAGCGACGAAGAAUUGCGACCUCAAUUUCUUCUGCAUUUCAUCCAAACCAAUCCUGUUAUUGAAAUGCAGAAUUUUUCACGUUGGAAACCUCUAUUACACAGAAUGGCAUACGUAUUUCGCGCUAUCGAUAACUUCCGAAAUGGUGUUUCGAAACAAACAUGUUCACGAGGCCCACUAACACAAAACGAGAUGAUCAAAGCCGAAAGUUAUUUGUAUCGUGUAGCACAAAACAGCAAAUUUUCCGACGAGAUUGCAAUCCUGGCGUCGAACAAUGUUCCUGAUAAAUCGAAGCAACAAAUCCGUAAGAGCAGCCCCUUAUUCCAUCUCUGUCCGUAUCUCGAUAGCAAUGGGCUAUUACGAGUUACAGGGCGAACAAAAGCUUGCGAGUUCAUCGAUUUUCAUACAGCCAAUCCAAUCAUCCUUCCUCGCGAUCACUAUCUGACCAAGCUAGUAGUUGCGAGCAUUCAUGAGGAAUAUAAACAUCAAAAUCAUGAAACGACGAUGAAUGAGAUCCGACAGCGCUUUUACAUUUCCCGUUUAAAAUCGGUGUACCGAUCGAUGCGAAAUGAUUGUCAGCGUUGCAAAAUUGAUCGAGCUUCCCCUCAACCCCCACUGAUGAGUGAUUUGCCGGUAGCAAGACUUGCUGCAUUUAGUCGUCCGUUUACACAUAUGGGUGUGGACUAUUUCGGUCCAAUGCUGGUGUUAGUUGGACGGCGAACCGAAAAACGUUGGGGAGUACUGGCAACGUGCCUUACAACCCGCGCCAUCCAUCUGGAAGUUGCCUGUUCGCUGACGACCGACUCGUGCAUUCUAUCUAUCCGCAACAUCAUGGCUCGCAGAGGAACUCCAUCGGCUAUUUAUAGUGAUAGAGGAACAAAUUUUCAAGGAGCCAGGAAAGACCUGAAAGAAGCGAUGAAGAAACUGGACCAAGAUAAGUUGACGGCUGAAUUCACCACUCCAAGAACCCAAUGGAGAUUCAUCACACCAGCCUCUCCUCAUAUGGGAGGAGCCUGGGAAAGGCUAGUGAGAACAGUCAAACAGAACUUAAUGAAGUUGAAGACUAACAGGUUACCCACAGAUGAGGUGUUACGAAACUUAUUUAUCGAAGUCGAAAACAUAGUCAAUUCACGACCUCUUACAGCAAUCCCACUGGAUGAUGAUGAAUCUCCAGUAUUAACUCCAAAUUACUUUUUAAUUGGAUCUUCAAACGGCUUGCGAUCCUGGGUCCCCUUCGAUGACAAUCCAUCCUCGUUAAAACAGAACUGGCGACUUUCUCAAGAAAUAGCUAAUGCGUUUUGGAAAUCAUGGCUUCGUGACUACCUUCCUGAAUUGACAAGAAGAACUAAAUGGUUCACUGAAACCAAACCACUGGAAGUCAAUGACAUCGUAGUGAUUUCUGAUAAUAAUCUUCCGCGCAACUGUUGGCCCAAGGGACGAAUAAUUUCAACGAAGGUAGCAGCUGACGGUCAAGUCAGACAGGCAACAGUUCAAACCAGCACAGGAAUAUAUGAGAGACCCGCAGUUAAACUUGCAGUUAUCGACGUACGCGUAGGAAGUAAUACGUCUCCGUAA